This is a messenger RNA of Chenopodium quinoa (quinoa), 2654 nucleotides long. RefSeq names its product protein IQ-DOMAIN 14-like. The record is from RefSeq and is a predicted model, not a curated record. The coding region runs from base 804 to 2267 and encodes 487 amino acids. Gene Ontology annotation, molecular function: protein binding. Lineage: Eukaryota; Viridiplantae; Streptophyta; Magnoliopsida; Caryophyllales; Amaranthaceae. The transcript has 4 exons.
UUCCAGUUAAUUCAAGUCGUUUUUGUUUUAUUAUGUCAUGCUGUUUUUGAUUGAUAAACCUUGCUUCGAAAAAUGUAAAUCACUUCUCCAACAAAUACAAAAUCUAAAAAAAAAACAACCAAUUUGAACCCAUUCCAAAAAUAUGUACGUACUUUGUAACUAGUAAAUUCAACUCCAUAAAUUCAACCCCUUAGCAAAAUGGACAGGUAGGGCAAAGAAAGGUAAUUAAUUGAAAAGAUUCAACCCAUAAUUAUAUCUAGUCUAAUCCAAUUAAUACUUUUAAUUAAUCUGGAGCUUCCUCUCUACUUCUUGGUUCCUUCACUCAGUUACCAACCACUUUAUGCUCAGGAACUUGCCCACUUAAAAACUAAAUAAAAAAACAAAAAAUCUUAAAUUCUUCAUCACUCGGUAGAAGUUAUUGACAGUUGUGCUAAUAUAAAAAUUGAAAUUGUAUUAUUAUAAUAGGUUUUCUUGUAAAGGUAAGGAGAAGACGUCCAAUCAAUCCAUAAACCUCUACGGGUCAAUCCCAUACGUGUUAAUAAUAAUAAUGGAUAUCAGGAUAUGCCAGAUAUUGACAAGUAGUAGAUGAGAGAUAAUACAAAGAAGUACGUAUAAAGCCCAAUUAUGCAACAUAAGAGACAAUAUCAAUAGUUAUUAAAUAUGAACUAACCAACUAACUACAGCUGAGACACAAGGAGGGAAGAGCUGCUGUUAUUUUGUUAUUAUUAUUAGUUCCAAUGUAUUUGGUCUAAUCAUUUUUACAUUUUGUAUAGAAGGAUUUGUAUUCAUUGUUGAAGCUAAAGAUGGGGAAAACAGGGAAAUGGUUCAAGAGUUUUCUUGUUGGAAAGAAAGACAAAGGUAGUGGGAAAGAUCAAAAGUGUAUUGGAAGUAAUAAUAGUAAUAGUAAUACUAUUAAUCAGGAGUCCGUUUCGACGGAUCAUCCGAAUACUACGACUCCGGUGGUGGCGGUGGCGGUGCCAAGGCCGACGACUCCCAAAGAAAAAAAGAGAUGGAGUUUCAGAAGAUCAUCUGCUAGCAAUAAUAGUAAUAAUAAUAGUACUAAUGCUAAUAAUGCCAAGGAUCAAAAUUCUGCUGAUGCUGCUAAUGUUCAGAAAUCUGAAGUCCUGCAGAUGGGAUCUUUGGCGGGUGCAGCGCAGGAUAAGCAACCGGAGGAGGUGGAAGCCGAGACCGGUGUAGUAGACGAUGUAACAGUUGAAACUAUAGAAGGGGAAGUUGUAGUGAUUCCUAUGGAAGAUUGCGGCGAUGAUGGCAGAGAUAGCGUUGUUGAGGAGGCUGCUGCUGUCAAGAUUCAGUCGGUGUUUCGCUCGUAUCUGGCAAGAAAGGCACUGAAGGCAUUAAGGGGAUUGGUGAAGUUGCAGGCAUUGGUAAGGUGUCAUUUGGUAAGAAAGCAGGCAACUGCAACAUUGAGAUGUAUGCAAGCGCUUAUCACGGCUCAAGCACGAGCUCGAGCUCAAAGGAUCCGAUCAGGAGAAGACGGGACGGUAAAUCAUAGGCAGUCUACUCACCGACGAAAUGGCCAAGAGAAGAUCAAGCAAACGAAUUAUGAAAUGGAGGAGAACAUCAAGAUAGUGGAGAUGGAUCGAGGUGACUUUAUAUCGAAUAUUAACAGCAGGGACAGCUACUCGAUUUUAAGUCAACAACAGAUUAUUGAUGAUCGAAUGGACAAUAGAAUGUCUACAUAUUACUCUCCUCAGCAGGUUUAUCUAAAGCAGCAGGACUAUCAGCAAUACUCCCCUGCUCCUUCAGCAAUCACAGAACUGAGUCCAAGAACUUGCAGUGGCCACUUUGAGGAUUAUUCUUUCGCCACUGCACAAAGCAGCCCACAGUGCUACUCUGCAGUAUCGCGGCCAGAUCCAUCAAGGACUCCGUUUUCUUUUCCUCAGCCAGAUUUUACAGAGACAAUGUCGUAUGAUUUCCCUCUCUACCCGAACUACAUGGCAAAUACUCAAUCUUCUAAAGCUAAAGUGCGGUCCCAAAGUGCACCAAAACAAAGGCCGGAGUUGGAGAGGCAACCAAGUCGUGGGCGAAGGCCUUCAGUUGAAGGGCGGAACAUACCAAGGGGUGCAAAGAUGCAACGGUCAUCCUCACAUGUUGGGUCUAAUCCACAGAAGUACAAUUAUCCAUGGUCUGUCAAGUUGGAUAAGUCGAGUGUUUCACUUAGAGAUAGUGAGUGUGGAUCCACUUGCUCGAUGGCUACCAAUGCUUACUACUGCAGAUCAGUUGUAUCUUAUGAUCCAAGAUGCUAAAGAGCUUCUAUUUUAAUGCUAACUCAACUCGAAUGUCUGACAAUGGUUUAGUUCACAGGAGUAUAGAGCAUUCAGAAGAACAAUUCUGCUCCAAGAUUGCUUGAAAUUGUUUGGAUUUAAUUGGUGACAUUUUGUAAUAAUUGAUUAAUUGUAAAAGAGUGGUAUGUAUCGGAAUUUUUUAUUUCUAGAUUUGAGUUUGUUGAAGUUAUUUGUAUUUAACGUGUUCUUGGAUUAAUUAGUUAAAAAAACAGACAUUUAUGUGCAGAGAGUAACCACUAUGCAUAGCUUCUAUAUGGUCCAUUUGGAUGCUUUAAGUUGUGAGACUUGUGACCAAGAACAUUGCCAUAAUGUAAUUUGCCAAUGUAAUUUUUUUAAAAAAAAUUUAAA